Microbotryum saponariae is the source of this 718-nucleotide messenger RNA. Lineage: Eukaryota; Fungi; Basidiomycota; Microbotryomycetes; Microbotryales; Microbotryaceae. The record is from the annotation of a GenBank genome assembly.
AUGUCUGUACGAAAUACUACUACAACUACCACGGCGUCGGCGGCUACGUCGUCCCAGCCCAACAUGUGCGAAUAGGUGCCCUCGUAGACGCCUUCGUCUGGGGCUGCUCAGCCCGUUGCUUGAACUCGCUCACACGAUUCGUGCGUGUGCACAUCUUGAUCUGACCACAGUGGAAAGAACCGAUCCUCCUCCUCAACUAUCAUCGCCGCCUCGACCGUCGCCUCCUUCAUCGUCCUCCUCAUCGCCUCGAUCCUUCUCUUUUUCAAGAUCACCAAAAUCCUCCGUAGCCGACGCGAGCUCAAACGACGCCAAGAGGCCUUACGAAGGGCCGGGGCGAGGGGCGGUAUGAACGACGCUGAUCUCAAGUCGCAGCAACGCGCUCGGAAUGGGUCGACGAGGGGGAGGAACGCGUUUGAGGAGAAUGAGUGGGAGGGGACCCCUGUGAGUAACCCCAGGCUGUUCGGCCAGAUAUAAUUCGCUUAGGACAUCCCUACGUUGAUUACUGGAGAUGCACAGCUUGCUGACAUUUUUCGUUCUCAUCCGGAUGGAAUUAGGCUUGAAUAGGAAAUGUUGGCAAAGCUACGUGCGCCGAUCCACUUAAUGAUGCCCAGGCCCAGAAUUGGCAGGAUGCAACUCGGCGAUGAAGCCCGAGCCCGACGUCGAAAAGUCAGGAAUCAAAUCUGAAGCAGGAGUCCGGAUCUUUGGUCUUUGGCCCUAG